Harmonia axyridis is the source of this 1201-nucleotide messenger RNA. RefSeq lists its product as uncharacterized. Bases 54 to 1121 code for a protein of 355 amino acids. The transcript has 4 exons. The record is from RefSeq and is a predicted model, not a curated record. Lineage: Eukaryota; Metazoa; Arthropoda; Insecta; Coleoptera; Coccinellidae.
AUCAGACAUAUUAGUGGAAAGAUUGUUGUGAAGCCGUGUACCUCGCUAGAUCGAUGUUUGUGAAUCUGUUGUUUUUCUUCAGCGUCCUGUUGCCUCUAAGAUGCUUUGGGAUGAACGACUAUUACUGCAGGAAUCUGCUUCCGCAGCCUUCUAUCCUUAUAGAUCAGCUGAUGGGAAUUUGGUACGGCAUUGAAAUCAUUGACCACGAAAGCGAAAGACAUUACGUUCGACAAGUGCAGUCAUGUCCAAUAAUACACAUAUCAGAAGACAGAUCAUUCAAUCCCUUGUAUCAAGACUACAACAACUAUAAUUACAACUACGCAAGAAGAGGUUACGACACCUACGAUCUGACAACUGACAGAUCAAGAACAUAUCCUUACGAUCCAUCCACAUACACCAGGAAUCCCUACAGCGUGGACCCUUACAACAAAGAUCCUUAUAACAGGGACAGAGAUCCUUACCGGAGGACACCACAAUAUAGGGAUCCAUUAAAUAGAGAUCCCUAUUCUAGGAACCCAUAUCCCACAAGUUACCCGAACCACAGAGAUCAUUAUAAUCCAGAUCCCUACAACAGAGAUCACGUAGAUGGGGGCCGAUACGAUAUAAACCGCGUCACCAACAGAGGUUACAACGAUCACAGGCUGCCAAAUUUCGACAGACGAUACCACCCCGAUCGUUAUCCACCAGUAGGAUAUGGUAGGAAGUUCUACGAUGAAGUCAAGAGGUUGAGGUUGCUAUGGGAUGAAAACGGAGUCAGUACAGAGUACAUGGUCAGGUUGAACGUAUCAAUGCCUGGUUUCUGGAUCAGUUCUGGACCAAACAAUGGUUCAUCUCUGGACCCUCAAGUGAGUCAUUUUGGCGGUACACUCCAAGUUUUGAAGGUGGUUGGCACCCAUUUGGUACUCAACUUCUGCCACCAGCUUCCAGACAAAAGACACUACACAGUGAUACUUUCAAGGUCUCCUAGCUUAAGCUUCUAUGACAUCAGUGGAGUGCAUGGUCUGCUCCAUAUGAAAGGUUUGGAUACUAACAAUAUCAAGAAAGUUUGCAACAAGGGAAUGGAGAACGUACUGAAUCAAAUAUUGCUAUUUAUGACAGUUGGUGUUGUUUUUUUUAGGUAAUGGAGACCUGAACUUUUGUAUGAAGAUAUUGUUUUUUUGUAAGAUAUGUUUUGAAUAAAUUUUUUGUACUCGUUUCUUUA